Messenger RNA from Cavia porcellus (domestic guinea pig), 2247 nucleotides. RefSeq names its product transcription factor B2, mitochondrial (gene Tfb2m). Gene Ontology annotation, molecular function: rRNA (adenine-N6,N6-)-dimethyltransferase activity; mitochondrial transcription factor activity. The record is from RefSeq and is a predicted model, not a curated record. Gene Ontology annotation, biological process: transcription initiation at mitochondrial promoter; rRNA methylation. The transcript is spliced from 8 exons. Gene Ontology annotation, cellular component: mitochondrial matrix. The coding region runs from base 177 to 1355 and encodes 392 amino acids. Lineage: Eukaryota; Metazoa; Chordata; Mammalia; Rodentia; Caviidae.
AACGGAAGCGGAAGUGAUGGAGAAAGCAAGGGGGAGGAGUCGUUCUUGUGCCCAGUUGUAAUGUUUACUUCCGCCCCGCCUACUGGGUUGGCGGGGUGUAGCACGUGGGCUUUGGUGCCUGGGGUUCACUGAAGUAGUACCCCGGGUCAUCUUUGGGAGAGACCUUGGAGACAAGGAUGUGGGGCCCAGCAACGGUGCUUCCGUCGCGGUUGACACUGUCAGUUUUGCCGGGUGCUGGUCGCUUUUGCUUUUGGAGGUUUGGAGCAGCGAUGCGGAAAGACUUGGCAGUUCCUCGUCGUGGCUUGAGUAGCUCCUGUCCGCAGCCGCUGCGGCACAGGGAACUCAAGCAGUUGUCCCAUCAGCGCUAUAACCGCUUGUAUGUUGGGAAGUCCAUAAGCAGCCCGAAACUGGCUGCGACCGUGGCAGAAAUCCUGCAAUUGGAAGAAAAAGCACGUCACGAGGUAAUCAUGGAGUGCAGUCCAGGUCGUGGAAUCCUGACUAAGGCAUUACUAGAAACUGGUGCCUCAGUGAUUGCGCUUGAAAGUCAGAAAAACUUUAUUCCACAUUUGAAGUCCUUAGAUGAAAAGCGGAAUGGAAAACUCAAAGUGGUCCACUGUGACUUUUUUAAAAUGGAUCCCAGCAAUUGUAAUACGGUGAAACCACCCAUCAUGCUUUCUCAAGAGCUUUUCCCGACUUUGGGAAUAAAAGCAAACUCCUGGCUGGAAGAUACUCCUUUUAAAAUAGUUGGAAUGUUCCCUAUAAAUAAUGAGAUAAAGGCACUCUGGAAACUGUUACAUGAUCUGUACACUUGUUCUUCCAUAUUUAGCUAUGGCCGAGUAGAAGUAUAUAUGUUUAUUAGUGAAAACCAGUUUGAGAAACUAAUCGCAGGUCCCACAAAGCCAGAGUUGUAUCAUGUAUUAAGUGUGCUUUGGCAGUUAUCUUGUGAGAUGAAGCUGCUGCUUCAAAAGGUACCGCUUUCACUAUUUGAAAUGUACACCAGGGAUGGACUACUAGUUCAAAAGACUCCAGUAAAACCUCAAAACCAAUGUUUCAUUCAAAUGAUUCCUCGUAAAGAUUUAUUUACAGAAUAUUUAACUCCUAUUAACUAUGAUAUAUUUUUUCACAUGAUGAAACAAUGUUUUGGGAGGCGCAGUGCCUUGCUAAUUCAACAUUUACAUUCCUUGACUCCAUGUGAUCCAUUGACUAUAAUGAAUAAAGCAAAAAUUAAAGCUAGUGUGAAGCCAUCUGAUAUCUACCCUCAGGACUUUAAACGCCUUUUCAAAGCUAUAGAAUGUUCCAGUGAUGAUGACAGUAAAUGGCUGUAUGAUAGAGUCACAGAGGAAGUACGAUGUUAGGGCAAAAGACCAUUAAGACAUUGACUGCAGUUUAUUUGGAAAACACGACACAGAUGAAAAAACUGCAUUGCAGAGCAGACGUCUCUUCAACAGAAGAUAGCGGGGCUGGGGAUUUAGCUCAGCCUCAUAAGCGCCUGCCUUGCAAGCGCACCGUUGUGAGUUCGAUCCCUGUACCGAUUAAAAAAAGAACCCCAGAAGAUAGCUGUUCCUGUUCAGCAGACUAGGAAACUCAUUGCUACAGUUGAUGCCAUUGACAUGUUGGCUACAACGACAGCUGUUUUAUUCACAAGUGAAUAAAAGAAGACUUCAGUUAAUUAUGGAUUGAUCAGAUUGAAUUUGUUUUGUUGUAAAUUCCCACCUACCAUAGUGGUGGAGGUAUUGCUCAGUUGUAAAAUGUGUGCUUAGUGUGCACAAGGCUGUGAAAGCACAAGGCACUAAAAAAAUUCUUAAUGCUAUCUACUGUAAACAUAAUGGCCAUCUUAAUUACCGAUUGAAAUGUAUGUGCUUUUAAAAAUUCUUCUGGCCAAACAGCUUACAUUGUGUUUAAUUUAUUCCUCUUUUGGGGCCAGGUGUGGUGGCACCUACAAUCCCAGCACUCAGGAGGCUGAGGCAGGAGGAUCAUUGCAAGUUUGAAAGUAGCCUAGUCUACCAAGUGAGCCCAAGGCCAUCCUGAACUGCAUAGUGAGACCCUGUCUCAAAAAGACAAAAAAAAUUCCUCUUUCACCCUUCCUAAAUUUUGCAUUCUUGGGGUACAGAAGAGUUGGUAUGAUAUUAAAUUUACAAAGUAAAUGUAUUUAAGUAGUUUAUUUUCUGUUUUCUGACAUGUAUUAGCUACUGUGCAAUGAAAUUAUUUAAAUUUUAAUAACUUCAGAAAUUAAAAUAUUUUAGGUAA